CAUGAUAGGCAAAUUUAGACAUAAUGGCUAUCUGCCACUACCAAUUACACAAAAUAGCGUGAAAAACAACGCCAGUAAAUUACUUGCAAUACCUAUUCUACUUCUACUUCUGGUUGUCUACAACUAUCGCGGAGAAACGGAAGUCAGAGAGGUAUACAAGCUAUUUGUCGUAGCAGAGGAUGAAAGCCACGAAAUUUUCCCGAAUUCAGAUCCUCCAAAUUCUGCAUCGAGGAAUGUACGACCUAUCAAAUUCCAUGAGGCUAUGUCGGAUAAAUGCCUAGACGAUUGGAUUAGUAUGGCGAUAUGGUCAGAAAACUGUAAUGAUGUAGAUGUCGCGAAAUUCAGUACUAUCGAUCCGGUUUUUCCUUGGGUUAAUGGAAGUGAUCCAGUACAAAUUUCUGCAUUACAACAGUUCUCUGACGAGAAGGUGGACAGUCAGCAUCGAUACCAAGAGCAUGACGAAUUGAGGUAUGCCCUCCGUUCCAUUGAGCGCUCAGUGGGUGAGAACGUUGGGCGAUAUCACAUUUUAGCAUCCUCAUAUGAUUCGCCGGAAGGUGAGCAGCAGAUCGCUCAGCAUCCUUCCUGGCUAGACCACCAUGAUAAAGUUGAAAUGCACCACCACUACAAGUUUUUCCAGCGGAUGCCGACAAUUGAAGAAACUAAGAAGCUUUCACCCUCAGAAUUGAACACUCUUAACGAGAAAUGGCGCGCUGAAUCACUUCCAACUUUCAAUUCCUUCGCUAUAGAAGGUCAGAUGCACAAUAUAGAAGCACAAUCAGAUACGAUUGUCUACCACAAUGAUGACUUCUUCACAUUAAGGAAAAACGCAGUCAGUGAUUACUAUUCACCAAUUCAUGGACCUGUCUUGCGUAGUUUGAGUUAUAGCAUGUAUGUACCACAAGAGAAACCACUAGGAUCACGCAAUGGCGAGGGUGUAGCUAUUGCGCGUUCGUCCUGGAUUUUAGGAAAGAGAUUUGGUAUGAGAUGGAGACCAUACAUUGCCCACCACGCUCGCAGUCUGUCACUUCCUAUUCUCAAUGAGGCUGCCAUUAUGUUUGACAACUCUUUCAAUAAUGUCACUCUGGCGAGAUUUAGAAACACGAAGGAUGCACCAUGGGCUAUACAAUCCUUCUUUUUUGCCUCAUGGUUUAUUACCGAACGUCACCGGGAGGCCCUCUUGUGGUCCUGGAUCAUAGCCAAAUGGGGCAAGUCUGGUGAAUCUAUAAACACUGACAUGAUGUGGAAGGAGCUCACCGGUGGUGAAGCUAUUCAACAUGUGGUUCACGUCCCAUAUAGAAAUACACUAAAGGAUGAUGAACUUGAGAAGACACUUGAGGAUGCUCAUAUACCCAAACCACUCAACACAGAGUAUGCAUUCUCCAGUAUGGAUGGAUUCGGACCUGGAUACCUACGUCAGAUUUGGCAUAGAUUGCUGAGUCGACACGGAUGGCCUGAUUUGAGAGAUGGAAAGAAACUAAAAGCCUGUACUAUAGUCAAAGACAAGUGUUUCAAGAGAGGUAGUAGUCCAAAUGAAUUAUUUAAACACAUUGCCUUUGAGGAAUAUGGUGAUUGUGGUGACUGUAUUAUAACGCAAUUGAUUGCGCAAGCAGGCGGAAAAGGAUUGGAAGUCUUCUUACCACCUAAAGACGACCUCAUGGGUUUCACUAAUGUACCACAUUUACCUCUCGACGAUGAUUGGAGAGGUAUCGACUUUAGUCUUAAUAAUGUCCUGCAUACUGAAGUUUCACCACGGUCAUUCGCAACCCGCCUCAUCAUGCGUUACAAUCACGUAUUCGGUGAGACGCCUUCGCAAUUCACGAAAGUGUACAAUCCUUCACAGCUCAAACAGCAGCUGCAUUUAGCGGACACUCGUGAAGAAACCACAUUCAUUUGUCUCAAUGACGACGUCAAAAAAGAAAACGAUAUACCAGCCAUCAACGAGUUAAUGGGCAAUUGGUUCAAUUCUCGUUGGCCAGAUCCAGCAGAAUGGGAGAGAACAUAAAUAUAGUUAAUUUCAUAUUUGCAUUUUCCAAUUUAAUUACAUAUUACUAGGUACUUUCACUAUAAAGAACACUCGAACGGACAGUAAUAUUUUGUUAGCAUUAGAUAUACAUUUAAUCAAUUAAGUUCAUACGGCGGUGACUUAACCUAUAAGAUACUAUAACAUACUCCAACCCAACUUGACAGCGAACCACGAUGUCAGCAAGAGUCCUGCAUUGGUUUAGAACUGAUUUGAGAUUACACGACGCGCCUGCCCUUGUAAAAGGUUUAGAACUCAAACCAGAGGCUUUCUUUCCUGUCUGGGCAUGGGACCCUUAUUUCAACUUUGAUUGCCCGGUUGGACCAAAUAGGUACAAAUUCCUUAUUGAAACAAUGAAUGAACUCGACGGAAAGCUAAACGAUAUGGGAAAUAAACUGCAUGUGUUUAGGGCUGACCCAGCUGAUUUAUUUCCUGCUCUUUUCAAACAGUGGAAUAUCACACACCUAGUUUAUGAGAAGGAUCCAGCGCCGUAUGCAGUCGAGCGGGAUGAGAAGAUAAAACAAAUAGCGACAGAUGCUAAAGUAGAAGUCUUAGAUAUUACAGGACAUACACUUUAUGAUAUAGAUGCUGUCAUCGAGAAGAACAAAGGCGAGCCAACAACAACUGCGCAAGGUUUCAAGAAUCUUGUCAAAGAUAUGGAGAUUCCUCGUCCAACGGAGGGUCCUACGAGUAUGCCCAAAGCCGACAAUCUCAAGCUUGAGGCUAUCAGGAAGGAGGUGAAACUUUUCAAACCUGGUCACGAUAUCAAUGCGGAGCACAGAAAAGGUAGAAUGACUGUAUAUGAUUCUGUUACAGGUGUGAAAGAUAUUCUAGCAUCACCAACACUCGAAGAAUUGGGCUACGAUGUUAAGGAAGCAACAACGCAGAUUCCAGGAGGCGAAGAUGAAGCUCUUCGCCGCCUUGAUAAGUGGAUACAGGAUGAGGAUGCCACGGCUACUUUUCGCAAACCACAAACAUCACCAGCAGAGUAUGACCCACCUGCAACAACACAAUUGUCGCCUUAUAUCAAGUUUGGCGCAUUGGGGGUCCGCGAAUUCUACUGGAAAGUUGUUGAUCUGAUGGACCAAUACGAUGGUGAGACCAGCUCUGAACCUGAGAAUCUCCCUGGUCAGCUCAUAUUUAGAGAGAUGUAUUUUGCAGCACAGCUCGCGAUUGGUAAGCCAUUCGGGCAGAUUAGGGGAAAUAAGAUAUGCAGACUAAUUGAUUGGAAGCUCUGCAAUGUGUACGAUGAAAAUGGUGAACAGAUAAUUCCACGUCCGAAAGGCCCAAAGGAAGACGAGGAAGCACUUCAGAAAUGGGCAGAUGGCUUCACAGGCUUUCCAUGGAUUGACGCGGCUAUGCGUCAACUUAAACAAGAAGGCUGGAUGCACCACCUUGCAAGACAUUCCGUUGCGUGUUUUUUGACGAGAGGACAGUUGUACAUUAGUUGGGAGAGGGGAGCUGAAGUUUUUGAUAGAUAUCUUGUUGAUAGAGACCCAGCGUCUAAUGCUGGUAACUGGAUGUGGCUCUCUUGCUCAUGUUUCUUCCAUCAAUAUUACAGAAACUAUGGUACAACGACUUUCCCAGCUAAAUAUGACAAAACAGGGAAGCUAGUCAGGAAGUAUGUCCCAGAACUGAAGGAUUACCCCGAUAAAUAUAUAUACAAACCAUGGGAAGCGCCGGAGGAUGUACAAAAGAAGGCAGGAUGCAUAAUCGGUAAGGAUUACCCAAAACCAAUGGUUGAUGAAAAACGUGCCAGCUCUGAAUGUAUGGCCAAAAUGAAGGAUCAAUACGCCAAGAAGCUCUACGGAGAUAGUGAAUUGAAACGCAAAGC
This is a messenger RNA of Wallemia mellicola CBS 633.66, 3854 nucleotides long. RefSeq lists its product as hypothetical. Gene Ontology annotation, biological process: carbohydrate phosphorylation; N-glycan processing to lysosome. Gene Ontology annotation, cellular component: Golgi apparatus. The record is from RefSeq and is a predicted model, not a curated record. Gene Ontology annotation, molecular function: UDP-N-acetylglucosamine-lysosomal-enzyme N-acetylglucosaminephosphotransferase activity. The annotation marks the transcript as partial. The transcript has 8 exons. Lineage: Eukaryota; Fungi; Basidiomycota; Wallemiomycetes; Wallemiales; Wallemiaceae.